ACUUAUUAAAUAGGUUUCGAAUAUGACUGAUGAAACUUCUAAAAUAUCGCGUGUUUUACAACAGUGGUAUCAAUGUGACUACAGAAGCAUCGCUGCUUCAAACUGGGAAAUUAAAGUUGUUGAUGGUUUUAAACAUUUCAUGAACAGAUCUCAACUGGACGGUGAUGGUUUGUACACGUGGAAGACAACAAUUAAAGGAAAAGCCGCUUUUAUUAUUGUUACCUACCAUUUUCCGAGUCUCCUGGGAAUGGAGACAGUUAAGCUUUCUUCAGUUCAACUGGAUUGUAUCAGGAGUUCUGUGACCGAAUCAUUUGGGAAGGAUGUAGAAGAGCAGUUUCUCGAAAAAUUUGUAGAUAAAGCGCUGAUUGACUUUUUUCGUCCCCUCUAUGAAUCGAGAACGAGAAACGACGAGAGAUCAUUAUUUGAGAAAGUUGAAUCAACACUAUCGGCGAUGGAAAAAAUUGAUGUUCUACAGCAGUUAAUGGAUAUUCAGUCUUCAAACGAAAAGGAAAUUCAACAACAGCGCAAUAAACAAAUCGCCAAAAAAGAGGAGCCGUUUACAAAGAAUCAAACUGACUCCGUUCAGUUUACGAAUAAAAAUCCAGAAAACUAUCCAGCUGAAUUUCCAAGCUUGAGAGGAAGCGAUCAAGAAGUAUUGUCUCAGCCUGCCAAAAAUAAUCAGAAUGCAGCUGCCAAAAAGCAAUAUAAAGAGAUCAAAUAUGACCUGGAGCCACAACCUGUAGACCCAAGAGAAAAGGAAAAACAAGAAAAAUUGGAAAAGCAUUUUGCGACGAGAAAGGAGUUUGAGCAAGCAUAUAAGUUUUUCAUCUCGAAAGAUUAUCCAGAAAGGAGGUCGAAAGUGAAAGAAGUUCCCGGUGAUUUAUUCCAAUCUAUUGACAGUCUGGCACACUGUGUUUCUGAAGAUUUCUCCAUGUCUGCUGGAAUUGCUACUCAAUUCGGAAAGCGGUUCCCACCAAUGCAAGAUGUGUGCUUUAAUAUGUAUGUCUACAAAGGCGGCGUCGCUCCUUUCGAAGACCGAAAAGGCAGGAGGUUUAUUUACAACCUGGUCACCAAAGAAAAGUUCAACGACAAGCCGCUCUAUCAAGACUUUCGCUCGUCGUUGCAGAAAAUGCGAGACCAUGCGGUGGGAAAAGCAGUGAAAGCGAUCAGCAUGCCUCAGAUUGGAUGCGGACUUGACUUGUUGGAGUGGGAGUAUGUACGUGAUAUAAUAGAGGAGACGUUCCAUGAUACGGACGUACAGAUAACUGUGUAUGUUUUGGAAGCGGCACCGUCUACUUCAAGAGGCGGAGGGUAUACAGGAAAGAGUGCUCAUGGGAACAGAAGAGGCGGUGAUCAAAGACCUCACGGUAAUGGCAGAGAUACAGAGUCUAAUUUCAGGCCCAAUAAAAUGAACAGGCAAGACCAUGGUAACAGGCAAGACCAUGGUAACAGGCAAGACCAUGGUAACAAAAAUCAGAAGAGGUUGUGAGAAAAUAGUAAUGAACUUUUAUGAUGUGUUUAAUAAAUAUGAGCUUUUAUCACCCACGUAUAGCUUGUGGAGUAUCACUCCCUCUACUUGAAAGAGUAAAUUGCUUGUUUUCUGUGAAACGCUACUUCUUAAACCAAAAUUACAAAUUAUUUUUAGAUACGAAAAUUGUGAGGUUAAAUUAGUUACUAACUAUGACGAUGUGAUUGACCAACAUUGAAUUGAUGGUGUAACAAUUUUUCAAAAAACGAGUGUUGUCAACCAGGCGUUUACUGAUGAUUUUGACUAGGCAUAGAUUUUCAAAAAACACAUCCAAAUGUGAGGAUUUUUUGUUGACCAAACUGAUUCGAAGCUUUCCUGAAGCACUAAAUGUCAGUUCGCGAAAAAGUACCUAGUUGCUGUCAUAUUUUAAAUCCUGGAAUCCAAAACUGUAUGGUCCGCGUUGUUUCUUGUGUAUUAAAAAUGUCGCUUUCACCUUCAAUCCUGUGUUCAAAAUAUGUAAAUAAUUCGGCAAUGUUGAAGCUUAUUAAUGGCUCAUUUUCUCUUGAAAGGUUUAACUUCAGUGAAAUUCUUUUUGUUUAUCUAUUGUGCUAAAUCAUGUUUGGUUUUGAUAAUUGAUAUUAUACGCGUUGAACGCGCUUAUCUUGUUACGGUGCCUUUGUAUAUUAACAACUAUCCUGGUCCUCAUUUAAUUCAAAUUGCAUAUUUCUCAGAA
Symsagittifera roscoffensis is the source of this 2201-nucleotide messenger RNA. RefSeq lists its product as uncharacterized. The transcript has 7 exons. The record is from RefSeq and is a predicted model, not a curated record. Lineage: Eukaryota; Metazoa; Xenacoelomorpha; Acoela; Convolutidae. Bases 23 to 1489 code for a protein of 488 amino acids. Gene Ontology annotation, biological process: peptidyl-glutamate ADP-deribosylation.